Messenger RNA from Geodia barretti, 304 nucleotides. NCBI's taxonomy places the organism in Eukaryota, Metazoa, Porifera, Demospongiae, Tetractinellida, Geodiidae. The record is from the annotation of a GenBank genome assembly.
UGCUGACAAGAUAUUAGACGUAUAUACUUCAUCUUGUGUAACAAAGAGACUAAGGAGACAAAGGAGACAGUAGACAAAAUUGGGAAGGGAACAGCCAGGGAAGUCUCUAAUGAGUCUCUUUAGAGCUGCUGCUCAGAGAGAAAAGCGAUGGAUAAUGAAGACAUGCUGCAGGACUUAUCUCUUCCUUACUAGCUACAAAACUGCUUGCCUCCUCCUUAGAAGGACCAGUGUCGUUUGCCACAACCUCCCCUUCACUCUGCAAGAAACUAAGAUUCAAACAAAAUUUGUAUGAUUACUAUACUUA